Molecule: messenger RNA, 744 nt
Organism: Cannabis sativa
Lineage: Eukaryota; Viridiplantae; Streptophyta; Magnoliopsida; Rosales; Cannabaceae
Product: gibberellin-regulated protein 4
Exons: 4
Coding region: 173-499 (108 amino acids)
Source: RefSeq, a predicted model, not a curated record
UCAAACCCCAAACCCAUAGGCCAGGCCACAACAACACAGCACAGUGGAGAGCUUUUACUAUUUAUACCCAUCAUCACUCUCCCAAAUCUAGAUCAAACCCUUCUCCUCUCCUUACUUUCAUUCUGCUCUUCUCCUCUGCCUUUCAAAGCUUUUCUCUUUUUUCUAGGAGAAAAUGGCCAUGACUAAGUUUCUGGCCUUCAUGAUCUUGGCUUUCAUCGCCAUUUCCAUGAUCCAAACAACUGUUAUGGCUUCUAAUGGCAAUGGAGGUCAUCACAACAACAAGAAAGGAUAUGGACCAGGGAGUCUCAAGAGUUACCAAUGCCCAUCUGAAUGCGUGAGGAGGUGUGGAAGAACCCAGUACCACAAGCCGUGCAUGUUCUUCUGCCAGAAAUGUUGUAAGACCUGCCUGUGUGUGCCACCGGGGUAUUAUGGUAAUAAAGCUGUGUGCCCUUGCUACAACAACUGGAAGACCAAGGAAGGAGGCCCUAAAUGCCCUUAGGAAACUUGGAGAAUUUCCAAUAAUGCCCUUUACUAUAUAACUUUUUAGUAAUGUCCUUUUGUAUUGUCUGGGGAUUUUUCAUUUUAUUUUGUUGUUUUGGACUCUAUUUAGAGAGGACUGAAAGAACAAGUGUUUUUUGUGUACUAAAAAAAGUCACUCCUUUAGCUUGGAGUUUUAUCUAAAUGAGAGUGGCUCUUUCAUCUAUUAUUAUUAUUAUCAAUGAAAAAAGAUUAUGGCUUUUAUGA